UAACAGUGAAACUGAUGACCAAUACGCCAAUAUUGACUGGAAUGAGCUUGAAUUUGGUCUCACUCCAACUGAUUACAUGUAUAUGAUGAAAUGCUCCAAUGAAGAAAACUUCUUACAUGGCAAGCUUAUUCCUUAUGGAAAUAUUGAGCUAAGCCCAGUUGCAGGAGUCCUAAAUUAUGGCCAGGGACUAUUCGAAGGUCUCAAAGCAUAUAGAAGAGAAGAUGGUGGUAUUCAGCUCUUUAGGCCAGAACAGAAUGCGCUACGCAUGAAGAUGGGGGCAGAGAGGUUGUGCAUGCAAUCGCCAUCUGUUGACCAAUUUAUUGAUGCAGUAAAGCAUGUGGUUAUUGCCAACAAGCGUUUUGUUCCCCCUGCUGGGAAAGGAGCACUGUAUGUAAGGCCUUUGCUCAUGGCAAGUGCACCACAUAUUGGCAUGAAUUUCACACCAGAAUUUACUUUCUUGGUAUUUUCUACUCCCGUUGGUUACUUUUAUAAGGGUCGGCCACCCUUUGACUUGUUUGUGGAGAAGAAGCUACGCAGGGCCGUUCCCGGGGGAACUGGAAGUAUCAAAUCUAUCGCCAACUAUGCACCUGUUAUCCUAGCACAGGCUCAAGCAACGGCCAAGGGAUUCUCUGAUGUCUUAUUCCUAGAUUCUGUGAAUGGGAAAUACGUAGAAGAGGUUGCAUCAUGUAACAUUUUCAUGGUGAAGGGUAAUGUUGUUUCAACACCAGCAUUACAUGGAACAAUUCUGCCUGGGAUCACGCGCAAGAGCAUCAUUGAUAUUGCUCUUAGCUUUGGUUACCAGGUUGAGGAACGUAUGAUCCCAGUUGAGGAGUUGCUUGAAGCUGAUGAAGUUUUCUGCACUGGAACUGCUGUGAUCGUCAACCCUGUUAGUACUGUGACUUAUGAGAAUAAAAGGGUAACAUAUAAUAUAGGAAAAGAAGUAGUAUCUCAUAAACUGUAUGAAACACUAACGGGAAUUCAAACUGGGCGUAUUGAGGACAGCAUGGGAUGGACCCUACAGGUCAACGUAGAAGAUUUUGCUAGUAAAACAAAUAAAUAAGCUUGUUUUCUUACGAGGGCAGUGGUUAAGCAAGAGAUCUUUUAUGCGUCUUCAAGUGUCUAAAUGUAAUUUUAAUUGAAGUAUCUACAAUAUAAUAAAAACUUGU
Humulus lupulus (European hop) is the source of this 1166-nucleotide messenger RNA. Its product is annotated as branched-chain amino acid aminotransferase 2, chloroplastic-like. Gene Ontology annotation, biological process: branched-chain amino acid metabolic process. The record is from RefSeq and is a predicted model, not a curated record. NCBI's taxonomy places the organism in Eukaryota, Viridiplantae, Streptophyta, Magnoliopsida, Rosales, Cannabaceae. The transcript has 8 exons. Gene Ontology annotation, molecular function: branched-chain-amino-acid:2-oxoglutarate transaminase activity. The coding region runs from base 77 to 1060 and encodes 327 amino acids.